AUGGAAACCAACGGUUGGACGCCGGCAUCGCCCCAGGAGACCGCUGGGAGUCAGGGACUCGAAGCCUCCGUCGACAACCUACAGGAUGUUGGACCCGAGGUGUCGCCGUACGCGAGCCCGGCGUGCAACGUCUACUUCCAGAGCGGACAGCCGUUCAGGGUUCCUCGCAACCUCCUCUGCGGAGAGCUUGAGAACAUCCGCCACCGCGGCCUGGGCGAGAUCCGACUGAAGCACAUACCCGACGAGGCCGGCCACGUGCUCGUCCACUACCUUCACACCAACUCGUGGCAGACGCUCAGGGUCAGAGAGUCGCCGGACACGGCCAAGUACACGUCUCACCUCGGCAUCAGCUUGCACGUCUACGCGGCUGCGCAGGCCUACAAGCUGCCCCAGUUGGCAGAGCUCGCCAGGGAGAAGGUUUCGCUCUACGCAGAGUCGUCGCCCCCGCUCGACGUUCUGCUGCUGGCCUCGGACGCCUGCGCCGCCCUCGGGGAGGACGACCCGUGGUUUUCGGCCUUUGUCAAGCGUCGCGUCCAGCAGUUGUUCGAGGACCCGGCUUCCCUGAACAAGUCGGGCCUGCUGGGGUGUUUCGACAACGCGACGACGUACUCGAAGCUGCUCGUCAAGAGCAUGAUCGACAUCUGCUGCGACUACUCGGUCUCCGUCAACCCGAGCGAGUCCCAGCCCUCGCCUCGCAUCGGGCCGUCGGUCACGUCGAAGCCCGCCGCGGCCCCCUGGUCGGAGGCUGCCGAGCAUGAGCUGGACCUGACCGGCGAGCUUGCGUUGGAGUCGACCCUGGGCAACAGCAUGGGGCCAGCUUCUAAGAAGGACAAGAAGAAGAAGAAGAAGGGCAAACGGGUGGAGGAUGCUUCUGUCGAGCCUGAAGGAUUCGUGGCGAGGGAGGGCGCCGAGCUCACGUUGAAUGGUCGGCAUUGA
This is a messenger RNA of Colletotrichum higginsianum IMI 349063, 936 nucleotides long. RefSeq lists its product as uncharacterized. The transcript has 2 exons. The record is from RefSeq and is a predicted model, not a curated record. Bases 1 to 936 code for a protein of 311 amino acids. Lineage: Eukaryota; Fungi; Ascomycota; Sordariomycetes; Glomerellales; Glomerellaceae.